CGAUUUUUCAAAUAGAAGCUGUACAAACGUUCUCAACGGACUUCUUGUUUUUCUAUCAUUUCUCUCUGUAACAAUAAACUAUUUUAAUUUGAAAUAAAACAAGAUUUGUAGGAAAUUGAAAAUGCUACUAACUAGAUUGCUUCAUGCCUCACCCAAUUUUCUUGUAUUUUGUGGUUUAUAUUUCUUCAUGCGUUUUAGUAACAAGUUUUGUACAGAAAAAUUACGCUGUAAAUACAUGCACUCGAACUCACAAAAGUUAUGAAAAACUUCUGGCAUCGAACUUGCUAGGUUCUUUAUUGGCUAAUCCUCCAGUGUGUACAACAAACAAUUCAAACUUGGUUUUCAAUCUAUUUGGCGAAGUACCUAUUAAACAGUUAAAAAAAAGCACACUGUUUCGUAAAAAAAGACAAACACUAUCAUGGAGAAAACCCGAUGGAAUGCCUUUUGGAACAGUAAUUGCUUUUUGCAACAAUGACGAUUGUUGUAAUGCUAAAAAAAAAAAGAAUUCUCGUGGAAAUACUUACAAUAUUUGCAGAGAGUGUAUUCAUAUUGUAACUCUUCCUCGAGGAUAUUUACCUCGUACUCACUAUCAUAUCACGUGUCAAGACACCGAUUAUUACGAAACUUGUUUGACAGGUGAAGGUUCGUGCACCACAAAUACAAUUUCAAAAAACGUUACAUAUUUAAAUCAAGUAAAAACAUUUGUGUUUGGUUCAUCUUGUUCGUGUGAAAUUCGGAAAGACUCGAUAUUUAAAGAUUUUAUUUAAACCUUAAAUAUUAACUUUUAUUUAAAAGAAAAACAAAUUUUUAUAAUAAAUAAAAAAAUUUAUUUGUUUAAUAUCUAAUUUGUAUUAACUGUUUUUACUUUCUACAUUUCUUCACUACU
Hydra vulgaris (swiftwater hydra) is the source of this 886-nucleotide messenger RNA. RefSeq lists its product as uncharacterized. The record is from RefSeq and is a predicted model, not a curated record. Lineage: Eukaryota; Metazoa; Cnidaria; Hydrozoa; Anthoathecata; Hydridae.